AGACCCCCGGCUGGUUAGGUUCAACCCUAGGCAGCUCGUCCAUCGUCACUCAAGGAAUCCGGACCUGGACACGCUUUUGCUCCACUGUGUUGACCAGCUCGUGCUAGACAACCAAGAGAGUCGGCCUAAGGGUACCGUAGUAGUAGAUAAUACCCUAGCCUUUAGGUCGGUCCUUUUUGAGGAGUACGGGACCAACUUACGCACGUGGCCUGCGCUCCAGAGGGGCAUCUAUGCUCCGGGGAUUAGGCAGUACGUAGAAGAAUCCAGCCCCGAGUCAGAACCGGACCUAGAACCUUCGCCAGUUCGCGAGAUAAUCGUCCUAGGCUCUUCCAGCUCGGGGGGUAGGGUUCCCUUAGUAUUUGCUUUCUUAUUGCCUUUGAACCUUUUGUCCUUAUUUCUGCAUGAUUGCUACCUUGUCAUGACCAUGUUUUUUGUUCUUAGCAGAAGAGAUGUCUCAGCCCGGGAAUAGCCUGCGGGGCGUUGUGUUCGGUGGGAAUCCCCCAGCAGGGCCGAGGUUAAAGAGGCUUCGCGAGUCCAAGAGCUCGGCCGGGGCCUCCACCAAAUCCCCGACUAAGGAGAAGGAGAAAGCCCCGCCAUCCCAGGUCGCGGGGGCGAACCUCCCUGUUGCCAGGACAGGGCUCAUGCACCCGCCACCCCAACGAUCUCCACUAGCCGCCCAGGAUGGGGUAAUAGAGGUCGGGAAUCUGGUCGCGGCAGCCCCGGAUGUGCGUAUCCAGGUCGACCCCCGGGCUCUGGAGAAGAUGCCCGAAGCAUUCCGGGGUACGGUGUAUGAGUCGGCUAGCUACGCCGUCAGCCAUUUCUACAAUAUCAGGGAGAAGGAGCUCCAGGCCAUCGAAACAACGAGCCCGGUCCGAGUUAUAGAGUCUGCGAUGGACAUGACCUUAACGGGCAUGGCUGCCGCAUAUAGAGGCAUUGUUAGGACCAAGGCCCAGCUCGAGGGUUUGGAAGCUGAUCGUCAGACCGCCCUCCAGGAGUCUCAGGAGGCGAGAGACGCGCUGGCGGCCUCUAACGCCGAGCUAGAGAAGAUCCGCUUUGAGAACCAAGAGCUUAAAAAAUCCCUGGCCGCAUCGCUGACAGAUCUUGAGGCGGCGAAGGCCGAAGCCCAGGCCUCCCAGGCCGCCCUGAAAGACGAGUGGGUCGUAUCGGAGCAGUCCUUACAAGACCUGUUCUAUCACUGCUGGUCCCACAAUCCGGACGCGGACUUUUCUUUCAUGCCGCCGGACCUCUGGGCAUUAUUGUUGCCGCAGCUCCAAGCCCGCCUAAAUAAGGAGGUUCCUCCAUCGGAGACUGGAGAGGCCUCUGUCGCGGCGGAGCAGGAUGAGACCGCGACCUCCAAAGGGACAACUGAUGGGGCUUAGGACACUUCUCGUUUAAGUAUUUUGAACUCUCUUUCUAUUGUAAUUCUCUUUUUUAUGUGAGGCGUUUCCGCCUCGAGACA
Humulus lupulus (European hop) is the source of this 1459-nucleotide messenger RNA. RefSeq lists its product as uncharacterized. Lineage: Eukaryota; Viridiplantae; Streptophyta; Magnoliopsida; Rosales; Cannabaceae. The coding region runs from base 450 to 1379 and encodes 309 amino acids. The record is from RefSeq and is a predicted model, not a curated record. The transcript has 2 exons.